Anopheles bellator is the source of this 2028-nucleotide messenger RNA. RefSeq names its product zinc finger protein 613-like. The record is from RefSeq and is a predicted model, not a curated record. Gene Ontology annotation, cellular component: nucleus. Gene Ontology annotation, molecular function: zinc ion binding. NCBI's taxonomy places the organism in Eukaryota, Metazoa, Arthropoda, Insecta, Diptera, Culicidae. Bases 1 to 2028 code for a protein of 675 amino acids. The transcript is spliced from 5 exons.
AUGAACGAUCUGUGCCGGUUGUGUUUGAAGAAGUGCGAACUUUUCGGAAUGCACAUCACUUCCGCCGAUGGUUUGCUGCGCAAUGUGCCCAAGAUGCUUCAGGAAUGCAUCUCGAUCGAAGUGAACGACCGUGAACCAAACAUGUUUUCGAAGCUGAUCUGCAACGAUUGCCUGUACAAGCUCGAGCUGUUCGCAGCCUUUCGGGAGCAGUCUUUGAAAAGCCAGGAAUAUUACUAUGGUCUGGUACUUUACUACCAGCAACCAGCACCCUGCUCGUCGACCGCGCCAGUGAUGGGUGCAGCGUGCGAGGUGUUUGGGAUCGUGAAUGGCUUACAAACGGGACAGCAAGCGGAUCCGGAGCACCAUACCGAGGACGACGCGCAGCACCAUCAAAUUCUGGCCGAUAUCAACUUCACCGGGAAUGAGUUUAUGAUGGACGAAACGGAAAAGUCUCAGCUGAACAAAGACUAUGAUGACAUAAUCCGGAGCCUGGAGAAGGACGACCUCGAUUUUACGACAAACGAUGACGACUUUCAAAUCAAGAACGAGUUGGGAAUGACGAUUUCUAAGACUGCCGAACAAAAAUACUGCCAAAACACCUUGAAGGAAGAUCAGCAGCAGCAACAGCAGCAGCAAUCGCAGGAUCUCUCGCAUCUCGAGCAAGACCAUCGGGACGAGCAGGUUCUUCUCUCGGACACCGCAACACGAUUAACGGACUGUUUUAAUCCCUACGAUGAGAUUGCUCAAUCAAUCGCAACCGAUGGCACCUUACACCAGGAUCAAGGAGCCACGGAGGACGACGGAAUCGACUACGAUGAUUUCGUUGGCAUGGCAACACCAUCGGACGUUCAUCAGGAAACGUCAAUCUCUGACAUCCAGGUGCAGCAUUUGAUGGAAGAUGUGGUGCAAGGAGAAGGUCUCGCCAUGGUGCAGACUGGACCAUCGCAGGACGCGUCAGUCAUCGUGUCGUCUACGGAUGAACUGCUGCAGGAACAACCUACACACACGACGCUGACCGCACCAGACACGGCAGACGAAUACCAACCGCAACCGAGUGAACCGGAAAUGCUUACCGGUCACACCGGGACUAGCAGCGAUGAUCUUCCUCCGGAUGGCAAAACCUGUGGCGUGUGUUUCAAAACGUUCCGCAGCCGGCAUAAGCUUAAGCGACACCUAAACACCCAUCUGCGGCUCGCACCGUUCAAGUGCACCUUCGACGGGUGCACGAAAGCGUUUAAAUCACGUAUCGGCCUCGAGGAACAUCUAGCGCGACACAACAACACGUUCGAGUACUCGUGUGACAUUUGCUCGAAGGGUUUUCAAAACCGCAGCUACCUGACGGCGCAUCGGCGGGCGCACAAUACGGUGCGCAACUUCCAGUGUAACCUGUGCGGGCAGACGUUCAAAGCGAAACAGGCCAUGCUGAACCACAAAAACCGCCACCUAGGAUUGAAACCGUUCGCGUGCGAUCACUGCGACAAACAGUUCACGACCAAUCCGCUGCUGCAGAGACACGUCCUCGAGAAACACCCCGUGACCAGCGCCACGGAAGUGCGCUAUCCGUGUGAAGAUUGUGGUAAAAGUUUCACCUCCCGCAGCUACCUGAAGGUUCACCGAAAGAUCCAUCGUAACGAGCGUUCGUUCGUUUGCGAGAUCUGCCAAAGAGGACACAUAACGCGCGUUGAUCUGGAGGUACACAUGACGACGCACACGGGCGAAAAGCCGUACAUUUGUGAGAUCUGCGGCAAGGGGUACUCCCGCCGGAACGCGCUGUACUGCCACCGGCGUACGCAUACCAAGGAGCGCCCGUACAGCUGUGAUAUCUGUGGCCACGUGUUUUCGCAGUACACACCACUGCAAGUGCACCGCCGAACACACCAUGAAAGCGGAAAGUGGAAAGCACAGGGGUCGACUGAGGAAGCAGCACCACAACAGGACUUACGGUGCACGAUCUUUGCGUGUAUGGCGUGUGACUUUGCGACAGAGUCCUCGUUAGAAGAGCACAUCAAAAUAAACCAUUCGCGGUAG